UGCAACACGGAUCGUCUGAGGGGAAAACAAAAGUUUUGUCAUAAACCGGAAGAAGACGUCUUCUCUGUCUUUUGGCGAGUGCAUGUUUUUAAAAGAGAAAUGUAACUGUAGAAGACGCACAUUCAAGUUUAUCAUUCCUGUGCUUUAGGACACUCUAUCUCUUUGUGCCACCAUGACGUUGAUGGAAUUUUUCGGCUGUACUUUUAUAGCAUUCGGUCCUCCAUUUGCACUUUUCCUGUUUACUGUUGCCCGCGACCCUCUCAGGAUCAUUGUUCUCAUUGCAAGUGGGUUUUUCUGGCUGCUAGCACUGCUGGCCUCGUCCAUUCUGUGGUUUGCAGUUGUACCCUUACGAGAACAGCUGGCUUUUGGACUUGUGUUUUCUGUAAUUUUUCAGGAACUUUUUAGACUUUUGUUCUACAAGCUAAUAAGAAAAGCAGAUGAAGGUUUGAAGAUGGUGAGCCAGACAGAACAAGAGAUGCAUGUGGAGCCAAAAGAUUUCACCAACAGGCAUAUAAUGGCAUACAUUUCUGGACUAGGCUAUGGAAUAAUCAGCGGGGCAUUCUCCAUUGUCAAUGUUUUAGCAGAUAUGGUUGGACCAGGAACUGUCGGCAUCCAAGGCGACUCACAUUUCUUCUUCGUAGUCACUGCUUUCCUGACACUGUGCUUUGUAUUCCUGCACACUUUCUGGGGUGUGAUAUUUUUCCAUGCCUGGGAUAAGAGAAAGUUCCAGUAUGUGGCCAUUGUUGUGUGUUCACAUAUGCUUGUAUCCUGUCUGACACUAUUAAACCAGAGAAGUGAGACUCACACUCCAACCUAUUGGGCAAGUCUGUUACCAGCCUAUAUCGUCAUGUUUCUCACUGGAGGAUUGGCAUUCAAAAUAGCCGGAGGGUCACUUACAAAUCUACGGGCAGCUAUCACGUGUUCCUGUAAACAGUCGUCGUACCAGAUCGACUAAACACCACAUUUCAGAGACAGUAUUUUGUUAUCCUCUCAAAUUAGUUUGGUUUCUGGUUUAAAGGUGUAAGUCAUUAUCAUGUGAUGUAAUUGAUAUAAUUACAAAAUAUGUUCAGUUUUGUGUAUUUAUAAGUAUCAUAAACAUCUGAGUUUUUUUGUUUUUGUUUUUUUUGUGAUAAUGUUGUCAUAUUGUACAAAAUGAGAAAAUGUUGAAGUCUGUGACUCAUUCUUUAAUAUUCCUCCACACGUCUAUCUGAUUAUUUGAAGUCCAGAUAUUCGUACAUCAUCCAUUGUAGCAUGCGAGAGCGACUUAAUUAACAUGUACAAUAUACAUAUUUAUUCAUCAUUCAUGUUUUCUCAUUGUGACCAUGACACAUUCGGGAGGUUGAGAAUGUUUGUUAAUUUUGUCUUUUUGUCUCUGUGUUAUUCAUAAAUAAUAACAAACUUAACAUUCUCAGGAUAUUCUAUAAUUACAAGUUUAAUUGUCAGUGAGCACUAUAAUCGCAUUCAGGUAAACAUGUUUGUCAAACUCAGAACAAUUUGCCUAAUCAUUUUUUUAGAAUUUUACAAGAUCCUGACAUUUUUUCUAUGAGAUAGUAUAAUAAUUUUAGAUAAAGUUAUAAAAUUUUCUGCUUUUUUGUUUGUAUUGGCAUUCUUUAAUUAUAAACACUGGAUUUGAGUUAAUGCUACAAUUAGACAGUACAUGUACAUUAAUUUGAAUGUACAGAGUUGUUGCAUAUGUUGAAAUUAUUUGAAUCAUAUUUGGUUGCAUCAAUAAAAGCAAAUAUCUGCCCAGUAUGAAAUAUGACAUAGUCCAUCUAUUUUAUUGACAGUAGCACAUAAUCAUCCCAUUAUCUAGUGAAUUCGCCCAUAUUUUCGCUUAUGUCAGUCAUGUAAUUUACCCUGUAGUGUUUUUAAUUGGCUGCGCCAGUUAUUCGAUUUGUAACGUCAAAUUCUGAAUAAUGACAUGACGUCAUGAAUUGUGAAUGGGAAAACAUGAGGACUGUACACAGUUGAUUAAAGUCCUUCACAUAAAUUUUAUUUUUGAUUUAAAACCUGUCAAAAUGUAUGUUCCUGAGUUAUGUGAAAAAAAGUAUCUUAAAUUUGUUUCCAUUUAUGAAACUCACCAAGGCUUGCAAAAAUAAAGCAUUCAUUUGAAACUUGUUUCAUAAAAUCUUAUAUUAUGAAAUGAUAAUUCAUUAAGAUCUUGUAUAUAUUUACAUUUGUAUGUAAAUAUGUAGGUACAAAUACGUAAACAGUAUUUGGAUUCAAAAUUUUUGUUAGGGCCUUGGAGUUAACAGCUGAAAUUAAAUUGAGAAACCAAAUUAAAUUUCAUGUGAAUAUUUGAUUAAAGUUCACACUAAGAUUGUAACUCUUCAAUGUGGCAGUGUCUGUCACAUGUAGACUUUGACCAGGACAACACGAUUUACCUGUUGUAAUCCAGAUGUUUUGUAUGUUAUUUGUACAGGAUUCGGUACUAUAUCCCAUUGUACUGGGAACAUGUCAACUUUUAAACGAGUCAUUGUCUGUUGGGUGUCACUUUCCUAUAUUUCCCAUGCUGCUUUGGGAGAUUUUCAAAAUUGUAUAUUUUGAUAUAACAGUGAUAGAAUAUGCAUAGAUGACAGUUAAAAUUGACAUUUAAUUCCUUCAUUUGCUAAAGUGACUAUUUCAUAAUUUGUUCAUAGUUGAAUGAAUGCCUCGUUAUGAGAUUGUUUGAUAUAGAUGGGUUUUGUGAAUGUUAGUUAUAAUGAGAUUAAUGGUUUUCUUGUUGUAGAUAUAAAUGUUAGAAUAUUUUGUAUCUCAGUUAGUGGUGUUUUGUAUCGGGGAUGUUAAUAUCUCUUGCCCUGGGCAAAUUGUCUUGGAAUAUCUUCUUGUCCUGGGCAAAUGUACUUGUUAUUAACGUUUGCCCAGGAAAGCAGGCAAUUCAAUUUUUCUAAUCUGGCUGAAGUUAAUUUUUGACAUGUAAUAUUAUCAUAAUCAUGAUUUAUGCUCUGUACUAAUGGUAGAUCUAACAUGAUUAUGAUUCAUGCUUGCUAGUUUUCUGGCAAACUCUAUAAACAUAAUCACGAUUCCACAAUGUUAUCACGAUUCCACGACAUAAUCACAAUUCCACUACAUAAUCACGAUUCCACCAUAUAAUCAUGAUCCCACAAUCAUGAUUACACUACAUAAUCACGAUCCCACUAUCACGAUUCCACAACAUAAUCACGAUUCGACAACAUAAUCAAGAUUCCACAACAUAAUCACGAUUCCACAAUCAUGAUCCCACAAUCACGAUUCCACAAUCAUGAUCCCACAAUCACGAUUCCACAACAUAAUCAUGAUUCCACGACAUAAUCAAGAUUCCACAACAUAAUCAUGAUUCCACAACAUAAUCAUGAUGCCAUAACAUAAUCAUGAUUCCACAACAUAAUCAUGAUGCCAUAACAUAAUCACGAUUCUAUAACAUAAUCAUGAUUCUAUGACAUAAUCAUGAUUACAUUGCAUUAUACUAUUAGUAAUCUAAUCAACGUCAUAUCUUCCUGAUCUUUUUAAACUUUCAAAAAAUAAUUUUAAUCCUUGUGAAUAUAUUUAUAUGUCACCAUGAGCAUCAGUUAUUUUGUGUGAUGUUUGAUUUACAAUGACGUUUAACGAGAUAGCAGCAGUAAAGAUUGUGUAGUAAAAUACUGGUAAUGUGUCUAUGCAUACAUUCAUGUGUUACAAUCAGUCUGGUUAUUUUUGUUCUAUGUACAUGUACUUUCGUGUGAACUUACUUACUGUAUGUGGUGUUGUAUAUAUGUUACACCUAAACAGAUUAUUUAAUUCUUUGACAGAAAUAAUAAUAUACUGCAUUAAGGUCUGCCAAUGAUAAAUCGAACAACUAUGUUAUAUUUAUACAGCACAGUUUUUGACAUCCAAGACGUUAACAAUAUCGUUGUAUGACCAAUUUAGGGAAUUCAUUACUCCACACACAUGUAUUAAAAUGGUAGUCAGGAAGAAAUGCCCGAAUUGUAUUAAGAGUCAGUCAGAGAAGAAAUACCCAAUUUGUAAGUAAAGUGCUAAUGUGUAUAUUCAUAUCAUUUUCAUUGAAUGUCAUUAACUUAAUCAGUUAUUUACUUGUUCAUUAGUUUAAACAUGUUUUAUUGUCAUGAAACAAUGGGAUUGUGUAGGACUUAUUGAACUUACAUCAAGCCCUAUCUUGCUAGCUGCAUUAAUGUAAAAUUGGGGUUUGCUUAGACCAGUGAUGUACAUGUACAGCUGUUGGCCAAAAGUGAGUUUGCAAAAUUUGUUUAGGUAUACAAUCUAAUCUUAAGUAUUGCAGUGUACCAUAGAGGAGCAGAAAUUACAAGUCUAAUAUUUUAGUUAGAUUGGGACAAUUUGCAUCCCCAUUUUGACAAUAAUUUAGUAUGCAUAUGAAGGAACAUGGUGUCAAGGAAAUUUUGUUGUUAAUUGUAAUUUCUGCCAACAUAUUAUCCACCUGUAUAUUACGUGAUGAAAUUAAAGACAUUUCUUUUUCAACGCACAAAAUUUCAUCAAGAUCCAUGCAUGAGUCUGGGUAAUGGAUAAAAAAAUGAAAAUACAAAUAGCUUCUAGUAAUUAAAAUUCAACAUUACGAACUCAAUUAUUUGGGACUAUAGUAAGACUAAGAACAGGCACCGAUAUCUGACAAAUCGACAUCUUCGCUUUAUAACAAGAACAAACUGGAUGAAAUGUGUGAAAUGUCAAUCUUAUUGAACUUGAAUAUUUGAGUGUUAUUUUAAAUCAAAGUAAUGGAAAAUCCUUGUAAGGGGAACAACUCAUUCUCAAAUCACGGGCUUCUGAUUCCUCAGUCUGAUAAAAAUCAUCUGUUCAUGGCUUGGUGAGUGUUCGUAAGCGUUUUCUUUGAAUUUUACUUUCUCGUUGUUUAAGGUUAAGUGUAUCGAGAACAGGAUCUAAGAUGCUCCUGUGAUGUAAGAGGCUUGAUUGAUUGAUUGAUUGAUUGAUGGGGCUUAACGUCCUUGUUCCGGUUAUAACCGAGCCUAGGACACAAUGUAAGAGCAACUUUUAAACAUCUGACGUAAUAAUGACCACUGCGUCAAGGCACCCGCCAUAAGUUUUUCGCGGUGUUAAUUUGCUUGCGUAUAGCAGCAACUGGCUACUGUUGUCAGAGAAAGGAUUUGACAUUUGACUGUUUUUAAAAGACAAUGACAGUAACAAGUGCCUAAUGUCUUUCCAUACAACAGUAUUGUAAUGGGUAUACGUACGGGCCGAGUGGUUAAGGUGUCGCGACACUUUAUCACUAGCCCUCCACCUCUGGGUUGCGAGUUCGAAACUUACGUGGGGCAUUUGCCAGGUACUGAGCGUAGGCCGGUGGUUUUUCUCCGGGUGCUCCGGCUUUCCUCCACCUCCAAAACCUGGCACGUCCUUACAUGACACUGCUGUUAAUAGGACGUUUAACAAAAACAAACCAAAAAACAAAAGUGUCCGGUUCCUACAAAGAUAGAUAUGAUAUAUCUCCAACCUUAAAACAUGGGUUUGAUGAUGUACCUGGCACCAGUAAUUACUGAUCAACUAAGAUUUAAUCACAUAUUUACUUAUAUACGAUUCAUCUCUCCUCCUCACAAGGAUGUGUCUCGGUUCACUAAAACACCACUCUCCGUAAGUCUGUAAAUUAAUCAUGAUAUAUACAUAAUGUAUAUUUAGAAACUGUGGGAUCUGUGUCCUGUACUCCUGAUAUAGAUGAUCUAGUUGUAAGACGCGCUGGUCCAUUUCUUAGAAUAGAAUGCAUGGACACACAUUUUUAAUGUCAUUUGAUGCCAUCUUGUACAAUGUAUAUAAUAUGAUCUUCCAUGAAUUUGGAAUAAAAUAUUGAUGAUAUA
This is a messenger RNA of Pecten maximus, 5792 nucleotides long. RefSeq names its product gamma-secretase subunit Aph-1-like. NCBI's taxonomy places the organism in Eukaryota, Metazoa, Mollusca, Bivalvia, Pectinida, Pectinidae. Gene Ontology annotation, molecular function: protein-macromolecule adaptor activity. The transcript is spliced from 7 exons. The coding region runs from base 173 to 955 and encodes 260 amino acids. Gene Ontology annotation, biological process: Notch signaling pathway; Notch receptor processing; positive regulation of catalytic activity. Gene Ontology annotation, cellular component: membrane; endoplasmic reticulum; gamma-secretase complex. The record is from RefSeq and is a predicted model, not a curated record.